AGAGCGGAAGUGGCACGGCAAGUCCGCAGGUUUUAACGCAGGAAUAGUUUUUGUGUGUCCGUCUGUGGUUUUCUAUUUUAUAACCCGGAUCCACCGUUAACUCCUGCAAUUCUGGACCCGAACAACCAGCGGACCGGAGCCGCUUCGGUUCCGAAAAUGGCCCGCGUGCUAAUAGUUGGCGCGGGUCUGACUGGCAGCUUGUGCGCAUGUCUGUUACGGAGAGAGCUGCAGAACAAGGUCCGGGUCGUGGUUUGGGACAAGGCUAGAGGCGCAGUGUUCAGGUGAGUUCUGCACCUGUUUGUCUUCAGGCGGCAGGAUGUCCACCAGUCGUCCUCCCCCUGACGCCUCGUCUCACUCGGCUGACCUGGGAGCUCAGUACAUCACUGCCACGCCGGCCUACGCUCAGUCCCACCACAGUUUCUACACAGAGCUGCUGUCUGCAGGCGUCCUGCAGCCUCUCGACUGUCCCAUCGAAGGUCUGCGGCAGAGAGAUGGCAGUCAGGACUACGUGCCGCCGCGCGGCAUGAGCAGCCUGGUCAAGCACUUUCUGUCUCAGUCAGGAGCCGAGGUGUUCCUGGAGCAUCACGUGACGGCUCUGCACCGCCGUGGUGCAUCAUGGGAGGUGGAGAGAAAAGCGGGAGGCAGUGAAACGUUUGACGCCGUCGUCCUGACGAUGCCUGUGCCGCAGAUCCUGCAGCUGCAGGGAGACCUGGGAAACCUGCUCUCCGUCCAGCAGAGGCAGCAGCUGGACGGCGUCAGGUUCUCGUCCCGGUUCGCGCUGGCGCUCUUCUUCUCCCCGGGCGCCGUCUUUAGCUUCGGCUGGGCCGCCAAGUACGUCUCGGAUAACGCCUGCAUCCGCUACAUCGCCGUGGACAACCGGAAACGCGGCGCAGAUAACUCGGGUUGUGGCCCCUCCCUCGUCGUCCACACCAGCGUUCCAUUUGGCGAGAAGCACCUGGAGCGAGACAAAGAGGACGUCCAGCCAAUCAUCUUGCAGGAGCUCCACAGGCUCCUCCCUGAUUUGCCUCAGCCAGUCAGCAUCAAGUGUCAGAAGUGGCGGUACUCCCAGGUGCUGACCUCGGUCCCCGACUGUCCGGGUCACAUGACUGUCCUGGAGCAGCCGCUGCUCGUCUGCGGCGGCGACGCCUUCUGUCACUCCAACUUUGACGGCUGUGUGGACUCGGCACUGAGCGUGCUCAGUGUGCUGAAGGGCUCGCUGGCUAACAGCUGAGCCCCGCCCCCAUCUGCCAGCAGCCAAUCAGACUGUUGUCUGAGAGUGGCUCUGAUGUUUGUUUCCUCUAAAUAAAAGCCGUGUUUUCUGUC
Messenger RNA from Oryzias latipes (Japanese medaka), 1323 nucleotides. It is a transcript of the gene rnls, whose product is annotated as renalase, FAD-dependent amine oxidase. Gene Ontology annotation, cellular component: extracellular region. Gene Ontology annotation, molecular function: oxidoreductase activity, acting on NAD(P)H. Lineage: Eukaryota; Metazoa; Chordata; Actinopteri; Beloniformes; Adrianichthyidae. The record is from RefSeq and is a predicted model, not a curated record.